AUAUAGACAAACGUAGUUUUAAAACAAAGACUGGAAAGGGUACAAAGUGCGAAGAUAUGCAAGUACGCAAAGUGUAGGACCGCAUCGUUAUUCCUACUUUUUUUACUCUUAGCUUAGAAUAUUUAGUGUUUAUUCAAAUUCUUAUUUACAAUGGAUUUGCGUGGGAAACCUGACAUUAAGAUUUCAGAGCAUUGUGAAAAGCAUGAAUCUAAAGAGAUUGUCUCAUGGUGUCCUGUGCAUGACGUUGGCGUGUGUGCCGAAUGUCAAGGAAAUGACCAUUCUGAUUGUGAUGGGGUGGAAUCAGUCAGUGAAAUUGCCAGCAUAGCUCAGCUGAACAGUGAUUUCAAAACGUUGAAAAUUAAGUUUGGAAACAUAAGAAAAAUAUAUAAAAAGUUGCAAAGAGAAAGAGAAGGUAAUAUAGAGAGUGUAAAAACUCAAAAAGUACAAAUUCGCGAUGAAAUUAGGAAAUUAAGAGAAAAUCUUAAUUAUCAUUUGAUAGAACUAGAGAACAAACUUAUAAGUCAACUGGAUAAAACAUGUGAAAAAUACGCUACCAACCUUUCGGGAGAAAUAACUGAUUAUAAAUAUCGAAGUGCUGUUCUUGAUUCACAUGACGACGAAUCCGCGAAAGCUAAGGAAUAUGGGUCUAAUUUACAAAUUAUUUUAGCUGCUAAGCAAGGCAUGACGAUUGCAAAACACGAGGUAGAACAUCUUACGAAACUAAAUGAAACCAUCCGAAACUAUUCGGUCGAAUUCAAACUCGCUGAAGCGAUAAAAGAUGUUUUGAACAUAAAAUCUUUAGGUUCAGUUGAAACAAUAGAAGCUAACGCCUACGUGAACUUAGAAAUGCUUAAUAUCAAUCCGUUCUUACCCAGUAUUAAAACUGUGAAACCAAAAACAUCAAUUGAAAACAAAGAAGACAACCGAUGGCAUAGAACACGUUUAAAACGCAGUAAGGAGUUUAAUAUGAAUACUUCUCUUGACAAGUUUCUCCCUGAAGUGUCAGGGGCUGCAUUUAUGCCAGAUGAGAGUAUAAUUUUAGCUGACACGGCUCACAAGAGGCUUUUACAUGUAAAAGACAAGGGUCAAAUUUUCCAAGAAGUUUCCUUGCCAUUCGAACCGUUUGAUGUAGCUGUACUGGGAAAUUCGAAACUCUUUAUAUCAAUGUUGAAUGAUCGGCGAGUAGAUGUUCGGGAUAUCAGUACUAUGGAACAAAUUGAUGAACUUAUUCUCCCUAGUAACGCUUCCGGUCUAAACGCAUUUGAAGACAGUCUUUUAGUAGUAGUUUGCGAGAAAACUGGUUUAUAUUUAGUUGGGAGCGAUAAUAGUAUUAACAUAAUAUCGAUGAAACACAAUGACGAAGGUCCAGUUGACAUAAAUGCAGAAACUAUAAGUUAUGCUGAAACAAAGAAAUGUUUGGUGCAUUCGUACACACAUAGUGGCAAACGAAAAUUUACUUUGAAAAUUGAUGGUUUUGGCUAUAUACAUGGAAUAGCGUUGCUAAAAGAUAGCAGUAUUCUUGUUGCGAAACUUAGUCCCGGGAGGCAUAGUAUCACACAUAUUUCACAAGACGGGAAGGAUAAAAUGCUGAGAUUAGAACUGAACGAAAUAGCUUCACCUAGAUCACUGGCGGUGCACCGAAAGAAAAGAAAACUGCUAUUGGUGCAUGGAGUUAGAAAGAUCUCAAUUUUUCAAGAAUUAUAAAUAGCAUAGGUUCCAUCAUGUAAAACUAAAAG
Molecule: messenger RNA, 1736 nt
Organism: Mytilus trossulus (common blue mussel)
Lineage: Eukaryota; Metazoa; Mollusca; Bivalvia; Mytilida; Mytilidae
Exons: 2
Coding region: 151-1704 (517 amino acids)
Source: RefSeq, a predicted model, not a curated record